AUGUAUCCUGGCAUUACAAAUCUAGUGCAAUUUUCCUCGUCUCUCUUAAGUAAUGAUGAGGUCAGCCAAGAAAGACCUUGGGUGCCAGGGGACAUACACAAAAUCAUGCACCUUUCUGCUGAACUUGAAGCAGCACCAUUACCACAUGCGGAAAUCACUCGCGACCUUUCAUCUAGUACCUCUUACCCAUCACCUCAUCACAUCCCGAGAUCAACCUCAAGCGAAAAAGGGGGUAGUCCAGUGGUCCAGUGGUGUCUCUCUCAUCGAAUGACAGAAGCGAGGCUCCUUCUAUUCUUCAAUCGUGUCAGCAAAGGUAGAAGAGCGAAGAUUGAAGCAUCGUCAAAUAUGGCUUUCGAGCUCGUACCAAAUGCUCCAAACGGUGAAAUCUCACAACUCAUCCAGUUUUUCCAUUUCAUCGUCCCAUUCAUCCUCUAA
Messenger RNA from Sclerotinia borealis F-4128, 435 nucleotides. The record is from the annotation of a GenBank genome assembly. Lineage: Eukaryota; Fungi; Ascomycota; Leotiomycetes; Helotiales; Sclerotiniaceae.